Suncus etruscus (white-toothed pygmy shrew) is the source of this 3301-nucleotide messenger RNA. It is a transcript of the gene NR3C1, whose product is annotated as nuclear receptor subfamily 3 group C member 1. Gene Ontology annotation, molecular function: nuclear glucocorticoid receptor activity; DNA-binding transcription factor activity; steroid binding. The record is from RefSeq and is a predicted model, not a curated record. Bases 325 to 2652 code for a protein of 775 amino acids. Gene Ontology annotation, cellular component: nucleus. Gene Ontology annotation, biological process: nuclear receptor-mediated glucocorticoid signaling pathway; regulation of DNA-templated transcription. NCBI's taxonomy places the organism in Eukaryota, Metazoa, Chordata, Mammalia, Eulipotyphla, Soricidae. The transcript has 9 exons.
GCCCGAACCCCGCGCGCGCGCGACCGCGACGCUGCGGCACCGUUUCGUGCCACCCCGGAGCCCCGCGCGAAGUGACACACUUCGAGCAAGUCGGGCCCGGCGCGGAGCCCUCCAGCCCGUCCCCGCCGAGGGCGCCGUGCAGCGAGCGGGGCCGCGCCCCGGCUCCCCUUUCGCUGUCAUCGCUGGGGCGCUGGCGGCCGCCGGGGGGGAGCGGGCGAGGAGCCUCCGGAGCGGGACGGGAGUCGCGGGCCGGACGCGGCGAGAAGAGCAACUCCAGAAACUCGGCCCUGCCGGGCCCGCAGACCCACCAGCUGAUACCCUCUGAUGGACUCCAAAGAAUCAUUAGGCACCUCGAAUAAAGAAAGCCCCAGCAGUGUUCUUGGUCAGGAGAGGGGGAAUGUAAUGGACUUCUAUAAAACUUUAAGUGGAGGAGCAACUGUAAAGGUGUCCAUAUCUUCAGUGGCUGCUGCUUCUCCAUCAGACUCCAAGCAGCAAAGGCUUUUGGUCGAUUUGCGGAAGAACUCUGGGCGCAAUGCGCAGCAGCCAGAUCUGUCCCAGGCAGUGUCACUUUCAAUGGGACUCUACACGGGAGAGACAGAAGCAAAAGUAAUGGCAAAUGACCUGGGAUUCCCACAGCAGGGCCAAAUCAACAUUUCCACUAGGGAAACAGAUUUUCGGCUUCUGGAAGAAAGCAUCGCAAACCUCAACAGGUCGACCAGUGUCUCAGAGAACCCCAAGGGUUCAGCCUCAGCUGCCGUUUCUGCCGACCCCACAGAAACGGAGUUUCCAAAACCCUGUUCUGAGGUCUCUGCAGAACAGCAGAAUUUGAAGGAUCAGCCUGGCACCAAUGGUGGCAGUAUGAAGUUGUAUCCCACAGACCAAAGCACCUUUGACAUUUUGCAGGAUUUGGAGUUUCCUUCUGAUUCCCCCGGAAAAGAGAGGAAUCAGAGUCCAUGGAGAUCAGACAUCUUGAUAGAUGAACACUGUUUGCUUUCUCCUUUGGCUGGAGAGGAAGAUCCAUUCCUUUCAGAAGGAAAUUCAAAUGAGGACUGUAAGCCUUUCCUUUUACCGGACACUAAACCUAAAAUUAAGGAUAAUGGCGACCUGGCCUUAUCAAGCCCCAACAGUGUGCCACUGCCCCAAGUGAAAACAGAAAAAGAUGAUUUCAUUGAACUCUGCACCCCUGGGGUAAUUAAGCAGGAGAAACUGGGCCCCGUUUACUGUCAGGCCAGCUUUUCUGGGACAAAUAUAAUUGGUAAUAAAAUGUCUGCCAUUUCUGUUCAUGGGGUGAGUACCUCUGGGGGACAGAUGUACCAUUAUGACAUGAAUACAGCAGCAUCCCUUUCUCAACAGCAGGAUCAGAAGCCUAUUUUUAAUGUUAUUCCACCAAUUCCUGUUGGUUCAGAAAAUUGGAAUAGGUGUCAAGGAUCUGGAGAUGAUAACCUGACUUCCUUGGGGACUUUGAACUUCCCGGGUCGUUCAGUUUUUUCUAAUGGCUAUUCAAGCCCCGGAAUAAGACCAGAUGUAAACUCUCCUCCGUCCAGCUCCUCCACAGCAACGGGACCACCUCCCAAACUCUGCCUUGUGUGUUCUGAUGAAGCUUCAGGAUGUCACUAUGGGGUCUUGACUUGUGGAAGCUGUAAAGUUUUCUUCAAAAGAGCAGUGGAAGGUAGACAACACAAUUAUCUUUGUGCUGGAAGAAAUGAUUGUAUCAUUGAUAAAAUUCGAAGGAAAAACUGCCCAGCCUGCCGCUAUCGAAAAUGUCUCCAAGCUGGAAUGAACCUGGAAGCUCGGAAAACUAAGAAAAAAAUAAAAGGAAUUCAUCAGGCCGCUACAGGAGUCUCACAAGAAACUUCGGAAAAUCCCAUCAAUAAAACAGUUGUACCUGCUGCAUUACAACUCACCCCAACUCUGGUGUCUCUGCUAGAGGUCAUCGAGCCUGAGGUGUUAUAUUCAGGCUACGACUGUAGUGUUCCCGAUACCACUUGGCGGCUCAUGAGCACACUCAACAUGUUAGGUGGGCGGCAAGUGAUUGCAGCAGUAAAAUGGGCAAAGGCAAUACCAGGAUUCAGGAACUUACACCUGGAUGACCAAAUGACCCUCCUGCAGUACUCCUGGAUGUUCCUCAUGGCAUUUGGCUUGGGGUGGAGAUCUUAUAGACACUCAAGUGCAAACUUGCUGUGUUUUGCUCCAGAUCUGAUUAUUGAUGAGCAAAGAAUGACUCUACCCUACAUGUAUGACCAAUGUAAACAUAUGCUGUUUGUUUCCUCUGAGUUACAGAGGCUUCAGGUAUCUUAUGAAGAAUAUCUUUGUAUGAAAACCUUACUGCUUCUUUCUACAGUUCCUAAAGAAGGUUUGAAGAGCCAAGAAUUAUUUGAUGAAAUCAGAAUGACCUACAUCAAAGAGCUGGGGAAGGCUAUUGUCAAGAGGGAAGGAAAUUCCAGUCAGAACUGGCAGCGGUUUUAUCAACUGACAAAACUCUUGGAUUCUAUGCAUGAUGUGGUUGAAAAUCUCCUUAACUAUUGCUUCCAAACAUUUUUGGAUAAAAGCAUGUGUGUUGAAUUCCCAGAGAUGUUAGCUGAAAUCAUCACCAAUCAGAUACCAAAAUACUCAAGUGGAAAUAUCAAAAAACUUCUGUUUCAUCAAAAGUGACUGCCUUAACAAGAAAGGUUGCCUUAAAGAAAGUUGAAAUUUAUAGCUUUGAUUGUACAACUAUCAAUUUGUCCUGUAGCAAUUUUGUUGUAUUUUUCUCUUCAUUUUUGUCUGUUGUUUUGUUUUGUUUUCAAUACGCACUACAUGUGGUUUAUUGAGGGCCAAGAUGAAAACAGAAGCAGUUGAGCCAUCACUGACUGACCAAUGAUGUUUGAAAAAGUAAAAGCAAUAGCGGGUGAGUCCUGUAAGCCUGAUACAAUCCCAGGAUCGCCUCUACUGUCAGAGAAGGGUAGCAUCAAAACUACCAGUGCCUGCAGUCUAUGUGAUGGACUUUUUAACUUAGACUCUUCACAUUUGGCUGGAUAAAAUUUUCUUCUAGACAUUUUCAGUAUAUUUUCCCCUGUAUCUUUUUUUUUUUUUUUGAUUUAUGCAUGGAAACCUGAAAAAAAGUUUACAAGUGUAUAUCAGAAAAGGGAAGUUGUGCCUUUUAUAGCUAUUACUGUCUGGUUUUAACCAUUUUCCUUUAUACUCAGUGAACUACGCUUGCUCAUUUUUUUCUUACAUAAUUUUUGUAUUCAAGGUAUUGUACAGUUGUUUUAAGAUGGGCAGCUAGUUCUUAGCUUUCCUUAAUAAAUUCUAAAUAUGAAUC